UUUUUCAACUCCAUAGUCUCACUGCUUCACUCUGAUCAGGAAGAGAAGAGAACCCUAGAAAUGAAAUUUUUGGAUGCUAAUGUGCGCAGAUCCCUUUAUUGUGUCAGUUACUGGCUAAAUUGUUUUUGGUGCAUUUUAGUUUAACUUCCUAAAACUCACAUUAGCUCCCUCUCUGUUUCUUUAACUAGAGUUGGGGUUGGGGGUCCUCUUUCUUUUAUUGUGGUUUUCAUUUUCUUUUUUUUUAAUUGCCAAUCAUUGUCUUUUUUUCUCCCUGAGUAACUUUAACUCUUGAGAUCCUCUUGGUCUCUUGCUUUUCUUUCUUUUUAAUUUAAUUUUGGAUAAACAAUUUAAAGAAUUGAAAGGGGAGAGAGAGAAGAGGGUUGGUGUUAUUUGAGGUUCAGAUCUGAGGAAGCUAAGAGAGGAGGAAGAAAGCAGAAGUGGAAAUGCUGGCUAUUGGGAGCCCGACUAUUAGUGUGCGUACGAGCACUACUUGCAAUGCUUUACUUAGAGAGCUUCAGCAAAUUUGGAAUGACAUUGGUGAGAGUGAAGCAGAUAAAGACCGUAUGCUUUUGGAGUUGGAGAGGGAGUGCUUGGAAGUUUAUCGUAGAAAGGUUGAGGAAGCUGCCAAUGCCAAAGUACGCCUUCAUCAGUCUGUUGCAGCUAAGGAGGCAGAGCUUGCAACGCUCAUGGCUGCCCUUGGGGAACUUAACAUCCAUUCACCAACAAAGACAGAGAAGAGGGCACCAUCACUAAAAGAGAAACUUGCAUGUGUUACACCACUGGUGGAAGAUCUGAGGAUGAAGAAAGAGGAACGAAUGAAGCAAUUUACGGAUAUAAAGGCACAAAUUGAAAAGAUCAGUGGGGAAAUUUCCGGAUACAACCAUCUCAACAAUUCUCUGAUGAGUUCUUUAACCCUGGAUGAGCAAGAUUUGUCUAUAAGAAAGCUUAAUGAAUAUCAAACACAUCUUCACACCCUUCAAAAGGAGAAGUCUGAUCGUCUUCAUAAGGUCUUUGAAUAUGUGAACGAAGUGCAUACUCUCUGUGGUGUGCUUGGGUUGGAUUUUGGGCAGACGGUCAGUGAUGUUCACCCAAGCUUGCAUAAAGAAAACCAAGAACAAUUGACAAAUAUAAGUAAUAGCACUCUAGAAGGUCUAGAACAAUCCAUUAUCAAGUUGAAGUUAGAAAGAAAAGCACGGAUCCAGAAGCUGAAAGAUAUUGUGGCAUCAUUAUUUGAACUUUGGAAUCUGAUGGACUCACCAAAAGAGGAGAAAAAUAGCUUCUCAAGAAUUACUUGUAUCCUUGGAUCUUCUGAAUCUGAAAUCAUUGAACCAGGUGUACUCACAACAGAUAUAAUUGAACAGGCAUCAGCAGAAGUGGAGAGGCUUACUAAACUAAAAGCUAGCAGAAUGAAAGAACUUGUUAUGAAACGGAGAUCAGAACUGGAGGAAAUAUGCAGAAUGACUCAUAUUGAGCCAGAUACAAGUACUGCUGCUGAGAAAUCAAAUGCAUUGAUAGAUUCUGGAUUGGUGGAUCCUUCUGAAUUAUUGGCAAAUAUUGAGGCCCAGAUAGUCAAAGUUAAAGAAGAAGCUAUGAGCCGAAAAGAAGUCAUGGAUAGAAUUGACCGGUGGCUUUCAGCUUGUGAGGAGGAAAACUGGCUUGAAGAGUAUAGUCAAGACAGUAACCGAUACAAUGCUGGGAGAGGUGCACACAUUAAUCUUAAACGUGCAGAAAGAGCUCGAGUGACAGUUAACAAAAUUCCAGCAAUGGUUGACAAUCUGAUUAGUAAAACUCUUGCCUGGGAAGAAGAGAAGAAGAUGCUAUUUCUUUAUGAUGGGGCAAGAUUGGUGUCGAUAUUGAAGGAUUACUUGCAGGCCAGACAACAGAGAGAAGAGGAGAAAAAGAGAUGCAGGGAUCAGAAGAAACUCCAAGAUCUACUGUUAACGGAGAAGGAACUCAUGUAUGGUUCCAAACCGAGUCCGCGAAAAAGUAACAGCUUUAGAAAAGCAAAUGGUUAUCGUGCAAAUGGAAAUGGCUCCAUGACCCCCACACCUCGCCGAAACUCAGUUGGUGCCGCAACUCCUGAGCUCCUCACCCCCCGAUCUUACUCUGGACGUCAAAAUGGAUACUUCAAGGAAAUGAGAAGGUUGUCUACUGCACCACUGAACUUUGUGGCCAUAUCAAAAGAAGAUACAAUGUCAUUCGCUUCUGUUUGUGAUUCUGAGCCAGGCUCUCCUCCUCAGAGUUAGUUCAAAAAACUGUUAAUGGCAACAUUACACAGUGGCUCAUCACUUCAAUUUUAAGCAGUGGAACCUUGUGAAUAUCAAAUAGAUGUACACUAGUCCGUGAUUGUGAAUCGUUAGGAGUACAUGGGAGAGUGGUUACUGACAUUUGUGAAAAUGCGCUGGGAUGCUAUUUGCUUUGAAGAAUAUCGGCUUCUGGAAGGAAAAUACUGGGUAGAUAAAUAGUUUGGAAGUACUUGUUAACCCUCAAGUCUUUGUUUCACAGUAUAGGGGAAAACGAAUAUGGUAGCUUUAUAGUAGUAGACUGACCAUGUUUUUCUUUUCUUUUCUUUCUUUUUUUCUUUUUGUGGAUUUUGCUUGUGGUUUGCAUAUCCGUGUAUAUAAUGUACUUCAGUGUGAUGGGCUAUCAUUUGAUGUAGGAAACCUUGGUAUAUUUAGAGAUGCAUAUUGUAGGAUCAUUCUGAUGUGAUACAUAGAAAGAAAUAAAUGUCUGUCUAUGAAGCUUGUUCAGUUUGUUGUUUCAA
Messenger RNA from Jatropha curcas, 2764 nucleotides. RefSeq names its product 65-kDa microtubule-associated protein 6. Lineage: Eukaryota; Viridiplantae; Streptophyta; Magnoliopsida; Malpighiales; Euphorbiaceae. Gene Ontology annotation, cellular component: cytoplasm; spindle. The record is from RefSeq and is a predicted model, not a curated record. Gene Ontology annotation, biological process: microtubule cytoskeleton organization. Gene Ontology annotation, molecular function: microtubule binding.